Physcomitrium patens is the source of this 1353-nucleotide messenger RNA. NCBI's taxonomy places the organism in Eukaryota, Viridiplantae, Streptophyta, Bryopsida, Funariales, Funariaceae. The record is from RefSeq and is a predicted model, not a curated record.
UGUAUUUAUCAUUUAAAACUACUACAAAAUAAGAUAUUUUGAUAACCCUAAACCCUGUAACUCUCAAUAAAACCUCCUCCGUCAUACAAACAAAACGAAAGUCUAGUUCACAAGAGUCGACGUCAGGUUGUCUUGAGAAUGCACCAUGCAUCAGUAUAAGGCAGUCCCAUUCUGUUUUGAAGUUUGGCAUAGAAUCGCAACAAUUUGAAUGCCUUCACAACAACAUCUUACAACAAAGGAAGUGAAGUGAAGGCCACACUUUGUGUGCUUUGCUGCGAUUUGGAAUCGGUGCUUCGGCAGUUUUGCAAGAGAAGGUCGAAGUACGAGGGGCUAUGGCUCUAAUGUAGGAUUUUUUGGGAUGGUGUUUGCGAUUGGUUGCCGCAUUUCGUGAAUCCUGUGUGGGUUUCGGGUGUGCGCGCAGGAGUUUGUGAAUUUGUUGUUCGCUGGCCUUGUUUGUGGUUCUCAGACCAUGCUCUGAGAUACUUGAGCUAGUGGGUUUCGAAAGAAUCUCAAGCGGAGGUGCCUCUUCUGCCGAUCAUUUUGCCUGUGACACGGGAGUUCACCAUUAUUAUAAUUUGUGAGAAAAGGACACUUACAAGUUUGUUACAAAAUGGUCUUUAGGAUUGUAUCCCGAGUGCGAGAACUUUUCCGUGUGAUGAGGGACCUUCCUUCUGACGAUUCAAUCCGCCGACGCACUCUUGCCAUCAAUGCACAGCUUGCCAAAGUAUUAUUGCUCCAGGAAGCCCGGUUAGCACAAGAAAAAUUUCGCGAGGAAGCUGCUCUUCAAGAGGUACAUGCAAUUGUGUCACAGAUGACACAAUUAAAAGAGAGCUUGACUGCUGCGGAGCAAGCUGCGGUUGAAUUCGUGGACCAAUUAGGAGAUCAAGCCACAGUGCAGCUCGAGGAUGAGUGGAACAAGAAGGCAGAAACCCUGAUGACUACGGUAGCAAAGACGCAGGAGAGACUUGGAGCUGACCUUCCUCAACUCUCCAAUGAUUCUGUUUUGGACUCGAAGAACAAAACCAAGUGAUCGAAGUAAUAAAAACAACGAUUUUGCAGCUUCUCAUUCCUAAGUUUCAUCGAGUUCUCCAUAGGAAUCACACUGAUUCUUUCGACUUUCUUCACUUUUGAUCCGAACUGAGUGGUUACAUGUGUUUAUGAGGUUGCAAAUAACAUUAAUAUGGUUCUAUGUGUGAUCUUCUGAUUAUUUUCUCAGGAUGGUCAUCUACAUAUUUGGAAUGCGCUCCUCUGCGAACAUGUAAUACUUUGUGUGGAAGACUAGGAAUUGCUAUGCUUAUUUUGUAUAGUUUCAUGUGUGGUUCCAACAAUUCAUGGAUUGAUUUUCUUAGUGCA